AUCAAUCAUGGAGGCAUUCCAUUACAUUUCACUGGCGUUAGUCGCUGUAGCACUGACUGUAGCAGCUGCCCCCGAGAAGUCUACUGAACGGGAUAAUGAGCCAAAGUUGUGGGCUCUUCUAGUGGCUGGUUCUUUCUCUUAUUUCAACUACCGUCACCACGCCGAUAUUUGUCACGCCUACCAUGUGCUGCACAACCAUGGCAUUCCCGACGAGCGCAUCGUGGUCAUGAUGUUCGACGAUAUCGCCAAUUCCAGUUUGAACCCGACGCCGGGAGUGAUCAUCAAUCACCCUAAAGGUAACGACGUCUACCAGGGCGUUCCUAAAGACUACACGAGACAUCUGGUCACCGCGCAAAACUUCCUCGACAUCCUCCAAGGAAAGAAGGUGAAAGGUGGCAGCGGGAAAGUCAUAGCCAGUGGCCCAAAUGACCACAUCUUCGUCAACUUCGCCGAUCACGGGGCCCCUGGUCUUAUCGCAUUUCCGCACGACGAGCUUCACGCCACCGCUUUCGUGAAUGUGAUCAAAAGUAUGAGCAAACAAAAGAAGUUUGGGAAAAUGACCAUCUAUAUCGAGGCCUGUGAAUCCGGUUCAAUGUUCGACGGCCUGCUACCCGACAACGUGAACGUCUACGCCACGACUGCGGCCAACCCUGACGAGUCUUCGUACGCUUGUUAUUGGGACGACAAGAGGCAGGCGUACCUGGGUGACGUGUAUAGCGUGAACUGGAUGGAAGAUUCUGACAAGGAAGACCUGCACAAGGAGAAACUCAUCGAUCAGUUUAAUAUCGUGAGAGAGGAAACCAAUACCAGCCACGUCAUGGAAUUCGGUGACCUGAGCAUCGGAAAGCUUUCAGUCAGCGAGUUCCAGGGGAACAAGCAGGCAAAGCCUGUCAUUCUGCCAAAGGUACCAUAUGACGCCGUCUCUAGCAGAGACGUUCCCGUCGCCGUUCUCAGAAAAAAACUCGCAAGGGCGUCCAAUCCUGACGAAAAGAAAUUAUUGAAGGAAGAGCUGCGCCAUGCCCUUAGCAACCGUUCAUUCCUGAAGGAGAAAGUCGCCGAGAUUGCCUCGUUCUUAGCUGAGGCUAACACGGAAGGCUCCGAAUCCCUGUUGACAUCCAACAAGCGGCUGAAGAACUUUGACUGCUAUGAGGAGGCAGUGCGCCACUUUAACAACCGGUGCUUCAAUCUUUCAAAGAACCCCUAUGCUCUAGGGCAUCUACGGGUUUUAGUGAAUAUGUGCGAGUCUUCAUACAAGCUUUCGGAGAUUGUUGAAGCCAUGGACAUUGUAUGCACUCACCCUACUGUUAUAGAUAUUGUGUAAAGCUACAUAAAAAAUAACAGUGUGCUCAAUUCAGCAGUUCUCCUAAGCGUGGUUCUUAAUCUUUUUAUUUAUUGUGCCACUAAUAAUUCUUAAAAUUACUUAUUGCCCAGAAUUACAUCGUAUGCUCACCGUAUUGUCUUACUAAACCAAUAAGUACUGUGCCUAACAUUUGCUUUGUGAAUCCCUGUCGUUAGGGCUUACGCCAAACUGAAAUAUGCGUUGCUUGGCAACUUUAAGGAGCAAGACUUUUGUCGACUCAAGAUAAACUCCGCUUAGCAUGACAUUAAUUGGCAAUAUAAAGUUAAGAUUUGGCAAAAAUAGGCACGAGACAGCUAUUGGAUGUGUGUCAUUUUUGAAAACACAAAGCAGAAUAAGCUUUAAAAAUUUUUAACAUGUUCAUUUUUCCUGUAUUCACUUUCUUAGAGCCGAUUCACUAAAUUAAUUUUACUUUGAAAUUCCUACCCGUUUUAAGGUUGUUUUUUGAAAUUUAUUUUCAUUUUUUGUGAUAGCGUGAACGAUCUCAUAUAGUAACCCAUUUGGUGUCGGCAUCGGCACCACCGUCUGAGAGCAAAAAAUGAUGCUGUAUGCAAUAAAGUCAGCGUUCAGCGUGCAA
This is a messenger RNA of Rhipicephalus microplus (southern cattle tick), 1934 nucleotides long. RefSeq names its product legumain. Gene Ontology annotation, biological process: vacuolar protein processing. Lineage: Eukaryota; Metazoa; Arthropoda; Arachnida; Ixodida; Ixodidae. The record is from RefSeq and is a predicted model, not a curated record. Gene Ontology annotation, molecular function: cysteine-type endopeptidase activity.